AUGAAAUUUAUGAAGGAGGAAACUAUUAAAGCGGCCUCACAUCAAGUUAGAGGAUUUGACCGUCACGAUUACAGUUUCAUUGUUGACGAGAUAAAUGAUCACAACAAGGGUUGGCCUACGAGAUACUAUAGGGUGGAAACUCAUAAAAAUUGGUGCGACUGCGGAAAGUUUCAAACCUUCUGUAUGCCUUGUUUCCAUGUCAUUGCGGCAUGUUUCAAUGUUCGUCAAAACCCAUUCUUGCAACUAUCAGAAGUUUACAAGGUCAGUAACUUAUUCGGUAUCUCCAAAAAUAGAUUUCCAAUGGUAGCUAUUGAGGACUAUUGGCCUACCUAUCAAGGGGGCACAAGUUACCACAAUGAAAACAUGAGAAGAAACAAAAAAGGUCGCCCCAGAAGCACGGGAAUUAGAAAUGAAAUGGAUACAACUGAGAAAAUGGAAAGAUUGUGUGGAAUAUGUCGUCUUCCCGGUUAUACAAGGAAACGUUGUCCCAAUAUUGGAACAAGUUCUAAAUAG
Molecule: messenger RNA, 513 nt
Organism: Lathyrus sativus (Indian pea)
Lineage: Eukaryota; Viridiplantae; Streptophyta; Magnoliopsida; Fabales; Fabaceae
Source: the annotation of a GenBank genome assembly